CCUUCAUUUCCCAGAUUGCAUCGCUCUUAGCGUGUCAGCCAUAUUGCCUUCGCCUCAACGCGCCUGGCUACAUCGGGGCCGUGCUUAAAACAUAACAUUAUUGCAGUCAUGACCCAGACAGUGCAGACAAAUGGGGUACAGUCCCUCAGCAAGACCUGGGAACUAAGUCUUUAUGAACUACAGAGAACACCACAGGAGGCUAUAACAGACGGGCUGGAGAUAGCAGUGUCACCCAGGUCUUUGCACAGUGAACUUAUGUGUCCCAUUUGUCUGGACAUGUUGAAGAACACAAUGACAACUAAAGAAUGUCUGCACCGCUUCUGCGCCGACUGUAUCAUCACAGCUUUGAGAUCCGGUAAUAAAGAGUGCCCUACCUGUCGUAAGAAACUUGUUUCUAAACGGUCACUGCGUCCUGACCCCAAUUUUGAUGCUCUGAUUAGUAAGAUUUAUCCCAGCCGAGAUGAGUAUGAAGCCCACCAGGAGAGAGUUUUGGCUCGCAUUAGCAAACACAACAAUCAACAAGCUUUGUCCCACAGCAUAGAAGAGGGUUUGAAAAUACAGGCUAUGACCAGGCUGCAGCGUGGUAAGAGACAUACAGUGGAAAAUGGCAGCGGAGCUGAGGACAACGGAGACUCUUCACACUGUAGCAAUGCAUCUGUCCACAGUAAUCAGGAGGCAGGUCCAAGCAUCAAGCGCACCAAGACGAGUGAUGACAGUGGUUUGGACAUGGAUAAUGCUGCUGAGAAUGGGGGAGGAGACUCUGCAAUUGAUGGAGGUGCCAGUGAAAUAGAACUAGUGUUCAGGCCACACCCUACCCUCAUGGAGAAGGAUGAUGGUCAGAACAGUGUGGAGUUUGUUCCUCGCUACAUAAAGACAUCUGGUAAUGCCACUGUGGAUCACCUGUCUAAAUACCUGGCUGUCCGACUGGCUCUGGAGGAGCUGAGAAGAAAUGCUGAUGCCAGUCCUGUUAAUGUUGAGGGAGCGUCAGAGAAACAGUACACCAUCUACAUCCCUACGGCUGGAAACCAGUUCACUGUUCUGAAUGGGUCCUUCUCCCUGGAGCUUGUCAGUGAAAAGUACUGGAAGGUCAACAAACCCAUGGAGCUCUACUUUGCCCCCACUAAAGAACACAAGUAAACACAUACACCACUCCAUCCAUAAAAAUACACACCAGAUGGAGGUAACAGAUGGACAUGACUACAGCUGCACACACAAGCAAAAGGAGAAGAAUGUGUGUCUGACAGAGACCAGGAGGUUUGGUUAAGCCUUCAAAUAGACUUCUGUGAAGAGAAAAAAAACCUCUGUUUUAUACUUUCUGUAUCUUUGUCUCUUGUUAUACAGCAGCAGAUCAGCACAGCAGAUUAAACCUCAAACAACAAGUACAGAGCCAAAAAUAGGCUUCAUUCAUUGGUUGAAUUGUAGAUUUAAAUGAUAGAGGAAAAAUACUGGCAUUUGUCCCCUCAUGUGGUAAACUUUGGUUUCUGUGACAAACAUGGGAUGCUGAUCCUGUUCCUGAUUGUGUCUAAAAACAUCUUGUCCAGAAUUUAUAGCAGAAUUUGUUAGGUCACAACUGUCAUGAUACAUGUCUGCAAUAACGAGGAAAAAGACGAAGAGACAAACUCUGCUCAAUAAUCCAUAUUUCUCAGUUUCCAAACUCUACAUGAGAAUGUAAGAUGCAUCUGAACUACAUUUAAGGGUGUAACUGUAAAUAUAAAAUGAAUAUGAAGCUUGUUAUUGAUCCUUGGAGAAGUUUUUCUGAUUAUACAUUAUUUGUAUCCCCCUCUUUGAGACCUGCUUGUUUUUUGGCCUAUAUUUUUUAAAGGUCCUGAGGCAGAAUGAGUUACAGGGAUUUUUCUUGCUCAUUUUUUAAUUUUGUGUUCAAAUUGUUCAUAAUUUAUUUUAGGCUCCUGAAAUGGGAUCAGUUGGAGCCUAUGGGGACAAUCAGUUUUUCUUCAUGAAUAACUGUAAUUACUAGGCACUGAUGUUUGAGUUGUGAUGUUCUAGAAGGGGAUUCAAAUUGCAUGUUAUUUUUUCUCUCAUAGUUUUUUAAACAAAGUGUGUUCUAACAAGUGACGACUUGGAGCAGCAGCAGGCUGUACAAGCCUAACAUAUGUAGAAUCUUUGGUUUCUCUUUUUUGUCAUGUGUGUUGCUGAAAAGUCUGAGAAGAUUUAAAUGUGUGUGUGAGGGCUGACUGGCCAGGCUGAUGUUUGUCAUCUGGAAACCUGACUUGUUUGGUUUGAGCAUCUUCUUUCUGUUGUCUUGAUCUGUUGCCAUAGAAACUGUCUUAAAAUUUGUGGCUGCUUUCUGUGGCUCAACCUUUUUAUAAAUGUCUUUUGUAACAUGGAGAGGAAGCAAUGUGUAUUAUUGGGGGUGGGUGGGUGGGGGUAUUGGGGUUCUUUGUUUGUUUGUUUUGUCUGACCACUACAGUAUUCAAUGUCCAUAGAAAUGUCCACAGCUUUGGUUUUUUGACCAAUAAUGACACAACGGGCUCACACAGCACACAAGGACUGAAAGCCAGUAGAAAAGUUACAUUCUGUGUGUAGCUAACUAAAGGAUCUGAACGGGAAUAGAAGAGUUCUCUCACUUGACUGAAGUUUGUAUGUAAACUGUUCUAACUUAAUUUUCUUUUGCAUCUUAUUUGUUAACAGUGAAAAUCCUCAAGGCUCUUUAUUGCACAAACCACAAUUAAGAUGGCAACACAACCACAUUUAAAGGGGUUUAGGCAUUUUUCAGAUACUAAGGCUGCUGCUGUCAGCAACAAGAGGCAGCAACACUAAAUGGACGGAUGUGAGGAGAGAUAAGUGUGUAGGUAGAGUUGGGGUCACAGAAAACUUUAAUAUUGAUGUUCAUUUCAAAACCCUUGAACUUACUCAUCUGUUCAGAAAAGGCGCUGGUCAUUCCUCCACUUGCUUAUUUAAUACAUUUGCAGGAUGGCUCACUUCAAACCAACUGGAGCCAUUUACCGCAAGCUGUUUUGUCCUGAUUAUGCACCAGUUUAUACCUGCCAGGCGAUGUUUCUUAGCUGCUUUGACUAAGGAUGAUUUAAACAUACUUUCUUUAUUUGCUCACAGUGGACUAUAAGGAAAUAUGGCUAUAGGACUACAAUAAAAAUAUCCAGCAGCAGGAGGUCAUUGUUCAUAUAUCUGCUGGGCCACAAACAGGAAUCUGAACCACUAUCUCAGCUUUUCAAUAAUUACCUCCACAAUUAGUAAAGAAACUUUCCUACUAAGAAAAGUAAACUGAAAUGGAUGGAUUUAAGGUAUGUGUGUAAAAGUGUCCAUAGAAUUGGAAGUGAGUGAGCUUAGAUGUAAGGACAAAUUACUAAAAAGGGAAACUGGCCUGGUUCCUUCACUAAACCUCAACCAUCAUCUAGGGAGAUCUGCAGGUUUGGGAAACAGGUUCUCAGCACAUUUGAAAGUCCUAUUGAAGAAUCAUAUUAUGUAUUGGUUGUCCCACAUGUCUAUCUUUGUGACGUGCUCACUUAACACCAAUGUGCAUGUAUGUUGCUGGUUAGUCUCAGCUUGCUGGCUGCGCACUUCUACUGUUUAUGUAUCCAGUUAGCUUCGGUUUCAACCUUUCAUUGUACUCCACUGCUCUUAACAUAUAUUUUUGCAACUCUGACAUUUUAAAACUAUGAGAAGAGGAUGAAGGCCUCUGUAGAAAGAAAUGAGACCAGGUUGUUUGGGAGAUUCCGUCACGUGAUUCCCCCUGAGGAGCGAAACAGCAGGUAGGAUGGAACAUGGGAAAAAUGUCCACUAUACCUUUUUUUAAAAACUACAUUAUGGAACCUAGAUUUUAAUUAUUUCAUAUUGACAUUUAAAACAAUGCCAUUUCAUAAAUCAGGAGAUGAGAUUAAUUCCUAAAUUUAAAUCUUGUAAAACUAGAAAGUAUUUUUUUUUUAAGGUCAGAAUUUUGGACAAAUAAACUUGAUGUUUAUUCCUGAGCUAGGUGAGCCUGUGUAAAAUGAGUGUACAAAUGCUUGAAUUUUGUACAUACCCAUCAUACGGCAUCUUUAACUGUGGAAUUCUAAUACCAAAAUAGCCUGUUUUCUUGUUUCCUUUUUUCACUAUUGUAAGAUAUUUUUCAGAAUGGAAACACAAACACUGGCAGCUUCGUGUUAUAAAGAAACUUUCAGACAAACCUUUGGAAACUAAAGAUGUAUCGCUGUGGAGAAAAGGCAACCUGGUAGAAGAACCUUGCCGUUCAGAUUUUUUCAUCCAUAAAUGUGCCAACUGUGAAAUCAUGAGGAUGACCCCAAAUGAAAACUGUCUAUGUUGUGCUUUAUGAAAGAGAAAACUCCUUCAUUCUUAUAUUUGGUACCAGUGUGUGUGGAUCUGUACAGCUUUUUUCUGGUUGGACAAUAAAACAAUGUUUUAACAUAAAA
Molecule: messenger RNA, 4385 nt
Organism: Fundulus heteroclitus (mummichog)
Lineage: Eukaryota; Metazoa; Chordata; Actinopteri; Cyprinodontiformes; Fundulidae
Gene: rnf2
Product: ring finger protein 2
Exons: 9
Coding region: 109-1137 (342 amino acids)
Cellular component (GO): PcG protein complex; ubiquitin ligase complex
Molecular function (GO): chromatin binding; ubiquitin protein ligase activity
Source: RefSeq, a predicted model, not a curated record